UAUACGUGUGUGUGUGUGUGUGUGUGUGUAAUCUAAUCUCUGUCCAAAACAAAUUUUUGAGUCCACCUGGUACUGUCAGGGUGUCACCCGCUAUCAUUUUUCCGACAAUUUCCUCAAUUCCAACGUUAUUCUUGCCUGUCCUUGCUCAUCCCCUUGUCCCUUUUGCCGCCUCCGCAUUUCUGCAAAUUCACAAAGGUGGCUGCUUUCCGAAGCCAAAACCAAAAAGAAGCAACCCAGAAAUGUCCAGGUAACAAACGACAUUUCCACAACACUCUGCAAAUAAAAGAGGGCAAGGGGUCUCACACCCUCUGCCCAAAAUUUGAAAUCAUUUGUUUCUGUUGUUUUGAAUUUUUAUCUUUUGGGACAAAGAUUCUUGUUGGGUUUUCAUUAGUCAAAUCGAAGUUCAUGGCAGGAUGGUCAUCCUUAACCGCUGGGUCUGUCUCAGAUUGCGUCGAAACUAAUGACACAUGUCAGAAAAAUGGUGUUUUUCCUGAAACCAAUCAUGUUGGUUCUGUAAAGGAUGGUGUGGAUUUUGAUGAGGGUGAUCAAAUGGGUAGGCUAAGAUGUAUAUUUAAUCGAGUUUUAGCUGUUUUUCUUAAGGAAAUUGGUGAUGGAGGUGGUUUUGUUAGGCCUGUCCCAGCAGUGAUUGGUGAUAGGCAACCUGUUGAUUUGUUCAAAUUGUUCUGUGUGGUGAAAGAUAGAGGUGGGAUUGAUUCGGUUUCGAAGAACAUUUUGUGGUCUUUUGUUGCCAAUGAAUUGGGUUUUGAUCAGGAAGCAAUGUGUUCUGUGAAAUUGAUUUACUUUAAAUAUUUGAAUGAGCUGGAUAAAUGGUUUAGGGAGAUUUGUGAAACUAGGAGUUCGGGAAAUGGGGAUUUGCAUCCGUUGUCUUCGGAGUUGGUGAGAGAGUUUGGAGGUUUGUUGUCGGGUUGGCCAGAGCGGAAGGGCAAAAGUGAUGGAGAGGUUCAUCUAGUGUCUGGAGAAUGCAAUGGUGAUGAUGACGAAAAAGUUUGUAAUUACGAUCAGAGUGAUAUUUUGAUAUCACUAUCUAGUCUCAAUAAAAAGGAAAAUGAUCGUAAAAGAAAGCGAGAAUACUUGGUAGGAAUGCUAAACUGGGUAGUCCACGUUGCAAAGCAACCAAAUGAUCCUUCAAUUGGAGCAAUACCAGGGCCAACAAAGUGGAAAGAGCAUAGGAGCGAUGACGAGUGCUGGGUCCAAGCACUUAGAGCAAAGGAGGCAUUGCUGAUAAGAAGGAAUGUUAAUUCAAAGACUGAAGAAUGUCUCCAGCAGAAGAAGCUAAAGAUGCAUCCAUUGUUGUACGAAGAUAAUAUUGUUGCUGGUCGCCAGUGCUCAGGGAGGUUUCGAUGCAGUGAAAGGCUUCCUCAUUCAGUUAAAUCUCAAUCAUGCCCUUGUUGCCAUAAAAAAGAGGUGGAAAACGAUUCUAUGGAGAAAGCUUCUGCAGAAGUUGAUUUAUUGGCCACUGAUGCAACGUCUGAGGAGAAUCCCCACGAAAAGGAUGUCUCUAUAGGCGCUCAUGCUCAAGCUGAUGUCCCUGAAUGGACUGGGGUGGCUUCUGAAAGUGAUAUUAAAUGGCUAGGCACACAGGUAUGGCCCUUGAAACGUGAAGAAGACGGCCCCCUUAGUGAAACAGAUCUUAUUGGCCAAGGAAGACAAGAUAACUGUGGCUGUGGAUUUCCAGGUUCUGUUGCAUGUUUCCGAUUUCACAUUACCGAGGCUAGGAUGAAAUUGAAGAGAGAGCUUGGUUCCUUGUUCUAUCAUUGGCGAUUUGAUCGAAUGGGUGAGGAAGUUUCUCUUCGGUGGACAGCUGAAGAAGAAAAGAGAUUCAAGGAUUUGGUAAAGUUCAAUCACUCAAAUUCCCCUUUUUUUGAGGGAAAUACCUCAAAUUCUUCUUCCUUUUGGGAUAGUGCAUCCAAGUGGUUUCUUAGAAAAACAAGGGAAGACUUGGUAAGCUAUUACUUCAAUGUGUUUGUUGUCCAGCGCAGAAGUUAUCAAAAUCGUGCAACUCCAAAAACCAUUGAUAGUGAUGAUGACGUAACAGAGUUGGGAUCUCUAAGUAAUGGUUUUAGGCGUGAGAUAGGCAAGGUUUCAGCCAAUUCUCUACCAUGUUCUCUGAACCAGCAGUCCACUGAUUUCGACUAGGUAUAAAUUCUGUCCCAGGGAGUUAGAUAAUCGGACUGGGGUUUGAACCACUGCAUUAACGUAUCAAAUGGUGAUGCAAUUUUGAGGGCUGUGUGUGUCAUGGUGGAAGCGGGCCUGGUGGGAUUGGUGGUGAGGCCAGAAGGUAGAAUUGAUGAAAUGUGCCGAAGAAUGUUGUUAGUACUCGACAAUUGUCUUCAGCUUUCGUUUUGAAGAACCAUGCUACAAUUUUAGAUGGAUGCAUCGUGAUACUGUACGUUAUACCAGGUUCUAUAACCUUGGAUACAACUAUAGAAGUAGAUUGGGAAACAAGAGAGGAAGAGACAGAGUUGUCCAAGUUUUCAGGCAUUUCUUUCGUUUUUAGAAAACCAUUCUUCUUUGUUGUAACUUCUGACAGGUUUUUUCUUUCUAAAAAACUAAAAAUUAGCAUAUAGAAUUAAAUGUUGUGACCCUUUGCCUUUCAGUUUCAGUUUCAGUGAUUUGUCUUUGC
Pyrus x bretschneideri (Chinese white pear) is the source of this 2644-nucleotide messenger RNA. RefSeq names its product AT-rich interactive domain-containing protein 2-like. Lineage: Eukaryota; Viridiplantae; Streptophyta; Magnoliopsida; Rosales; Rosaceae. The record is from RefSeq and is a predicted model, not a curated record. The coding region runs from base 406 to 2157 and encodes 583 amino acids. The transcript has 2 exons. Gene Ontology annotation, molecular function: DNA binding.